AUGUGCUUUUACGAGAGAACCGACUUCAGCUGCGGAGACUGGAGAUGGGGCAACAUGAAACAACGUUGUCCUCGCCAGCCUCGCAUAGGCGAGACUUGUCCGGCCAGGCUGGUCGACGAGCACAACGUCACACAUUCGGACGAGAUGUGUAAGACAUGCCAGGAUAUCGCCACCAAGAACCGACGACUUCGAAACUGCCGCGAAAACUUGGGCCGCUGGAAGGCCGAGGGUAACAGGUUCCAGGCCAGCAUCGAGAAAGUCAGCCGAGAAGCCCGCCAGCUUGAGGAGAUCAUCCAAGACUUGGAGAGCAAGCGUAUCUCUGUCAAUUUCAGAAAGUCAGAUGUUUGGCGAGAGCCCAAUGGGCGUCCGACGGCGACAGCGCCUGCACACCUGACCACCAGGAGCCGUUAA
Messenger RNA from Cladophialophora carrionii CBS 160.54, 411 nucleotides. RefSeq lists its product as uncharacterized. The transcript has a single exon. The record is from RefSeq and is a predicted model, not a curated record. Lineage: Eukaryota; Fungi; Ascomycota; Eurotiomycetes; Chaetothyriales; Herpotrichiellaceae. The coding region runs from base 1 to 411 and encodes 136 amino acids.